AUGCAGUCCCUCCCGCCCAUUUACUCGUCCGCCACCAACGAGAAAAAAUACUCGCCGCCAUGGGAAGAUCUGAGUAUCAUUGGAAUCGCUGGCAGCUCGGGUUCUGGCAAGACAUCGGUGGCUAUGGAGAUCGAUUCCUACUAUAAGACCUUGACUCCAGAACAACAUGAGAAGGCCCAUCGGAACGAGUAUGAUUUUGAUUGUCCUGAGGCUCUCGACUUCGAUGCCUUGGUGCAGACUCUGCGGGACUUGAAGCGAGGGAAGAGAGCCAAUAUUCCAGUUUAUUCAUUUAAGGACCACCAGCGACAACCUAAGACGACCCCACUUUACUCUCCCCACGUCUUAAUCCUCGAAGGAAUCUUGGCCCUUCACGAUCCCAGGAUUGUUGAGAUGUUGGAUGUCAAAAUCUUUGUGGAGGCUGACAUGGACGUCUGCCUGGGACGAAGAAAUAUGGUUGUCAAACACAUCCAGCGGAGACUGCAGGAGAAGUCCGAAAAGCAUAAUGCGGAUCUGGCGAAGUUACGGAUGCUCGCUUCAGAGGACGAGCUGUCGUCGAAUGUCAUCGUAAUGAAGCCGACGCCCCAGUUUGUGGGCAUGAACACCAUCUUGCAAGAUCCAUCUACGGAGCAAGUAGACUUUGUCUUCUACUUUGAUCGUCUCGCAUCUUUAUUGAUAGAGAGAGCCCUUGACUUUACGCAAUACGUCUCUGCCGAGGUGACAACACCUCAACAGCACAAGUACAGAGGCCUACUACCGUCGGGCAUAGUCUCUGCAGUCUCCAUUCUGAGAGGGGGUUCUUGUCUGGAAACGGCUCUGAAACGAACCAUUCCCGAUUGUAUCACGGGCCGCAUUCUCAUCCAAACUAACGAGAAGACAUCCGAGCCAGAGCUGCAUUACCUCAAGCUUCCAGCGGGCAUUGAAGAGCAUUCCACCGUGAUGCUUCUCGAUCCGCAAAUGUCCAGCGGAGGCGCGGCCCUUAUGGCCGUUCGAGUCCUCGUCGACCACGGCGUGGAAGAAAACAAGAUCGUCUUCGUGACAUGCGCCGCCGGCAAAAGAGGGCUUCAGCGACUAACGUCCGUCUAUCCUGAAGUGAAGGUUGUGGUGGGCCGAAUAGAAGAGGAAGAAGAGCCCCGGUGGCUUGAAAAGAGAUAUUUUGGCUGCUGA
Molecule: messenger RNA, 1164 nt
Organism: Rasamsonia emersonii CBS 393.64
Lineage: Eukaryota; Fungi; Ascomycota; Eurotiomycetes; Eurotiales; Trichocomaceae
Product: Uridine kinase
Exons: 6
Coding region: 1-1164 (387 amino acids)
Cellular component (GO): cytoplasm
Molecular function (GO): ATP binding; kinase activity
Source: RefSeq, a predicted model, not a curated record